This is a messenger RNA of Penicillium canescens, 1103 nucleotides long. RefSeq lists its product as uncharacterized. Lineage: Eukaryota; Fungi; Ascomycota; Eurotiomycetes; Eurotiales; Aspergillaceae. The record is from RefSeq and is a predicted model, not a curated record. Bases 278 to 646 code for a protein of 122 amino acids. The transcript is spliced from 3 exons.
CUUUAAGCCACCAACUCCCAUCCAUCCGCCGACCCCCUUUACUGACAAUUCCCCACCAAGUUUUUAACACGACCCACCCCGUUUUGCCUUGUCUCCUGAGUUGUGUUGCUCGCAUAGACCAAGUGAAGAGACCCUUUGCGCCUGAACUUCUCCCAACUUUCAGCUUCUUACGCCCCAGACUUUUGCGACUCCUGCAGUUUCGCAUCACAUUUAGUCUCCUAUACCCCGACCUGUGUCUAUCUCCCGGCGCAUCCCCUUUACAUCUACUGUAUUCAAAAUGGCUCGCCAGCAGUCUCUUGAUUCAGAGCGCCCCAUCAUGACUCAGUCGAACCGAAACUCAAAGCGCUUCUCCACUAUCAGCGGAAACCCCUCGCUUGCUGCUUCCGAUCGCACAACUGGAAGCCUUCCCAGCGGUGACCCCAGAAUCGCCGACAUCACCCACCUCCACGAUGGCUUCGAGCGUCUCGAGAACAAGCCCCUCACCCAGCAGCGCUUCGUGCCAACCGAGGAGAAAUCAGACAACUUGAACAAGCUCGCUCUCGGUGCUAAGGUCGAGCGUGCUCUCGGCCGGAGAAUGACUAGCCAGGACGCUGUCAUGCGCAAGCCUCUCUCUGAGAAGGAUGCUGCGGCAGCUGAUUCUCCCUGAUUUCAAUUCCUAUCUGCCAACCCGGAGGUACACUUGCAAUGUUGUUUUACGGCUACUCUGUGUGAUUUGUCUCCGAUCAUUCUUUUUCUCUCUUUUUUCCCUUUUUUUCCCCCUGGUUUGGGGGUCUACAUCCUCCAUCCGAGCCUCUGUUGACACGGCUCUCAUGAUUGUUGUCGUUUUUACAGUCGAGCACCCUUUAACGUCUUAUCAUACCCCCUUUCUUUUUUAGGACCAGUUCGCGGCGUUUUGACUUGAGAUUCGCAUUGUUUCUUUCUUUGAUUGUCAAUUGUGGAUGUGGUCUGUCUUGUUAGAUGGCUUUCACUUGUCUUGAGCUGUUACAAAAAUCACAUGUUUACUUUUCUACAGCGUUUUUCUGAUCUAUGCUUGAUAAUGGUCAGUGUUCCUAGGGUCUACUGUUAGAUUUGCCAUAAAUAUAACCAAUAGUCUUUCUUUUAAU